This is a messenger RNA of Symbiodinium sp. CCMP2592, 3123 nucleotides long. The record is from the annotation of a GenBank genome assembly. NCBI's taxonomy places the organism in Eukaryota, Dinophyceae, Suessiales, Symbiodiniaceae.
AUGUCCGAGAACCACGAAACCAACUCCAGAUCAGGCUCCAGAUCAGGCGAGGAGAUGAUCGCACUGGUCCGCGAGAGCUACGACCUGCUCAAAUCAGAGAUCAGCAAGGUCAUCGUCGGACAAGACGAGGUCAUCGAUCAGAUCCUCAUGGCGGUCUUCUCCAGAGGACACGCGAUGCUCGUCGGCGUUCCAGGACUCGCAAAGACACUCGUUAUCUCCACGAUCGCGCAAGCGAUGGAGCUUGAUUUCAAUCGCAUCCAGUUCACACCUGAUCUCAUGCCUUCAGACAUCACAGGAACCGAAGUGAUCGAAGAAGACAAAGCGACGGGACAGCGAUCGCUCCGUUUCGUUCCUGGCCCGAUCUUCUCGAGCGUGAUCCUCGCCGACGAAAUUAACCGAACCCCUCCCAAGACCCAAGCGGCGCUGCUCGAAGCGAUGCAGGAGCGCCAGGUCACCGCUGGAGGUCAGCGCCACGCGCUCCCCGAUCCGUUCUUCGUGCUCGCGACGCAAAACCCACUCGAGCAGGAAGGGACCUACCCACUCCCUGAAGCACAGCUCGAUCGAUUCAUGUUCCAGAUCCUCGUGCGCUAUCCGAGCGAAGCGGAGGAACUGGAAGUGAUCAAACGAAGCGCGACCAAAGGCGAGGAUCCAGUGAAUGCCGUGGUUGGUCCGGAUCGGAUUCUCGAAGCGCAGAAGAUCAUCAAGCACACCCCAGUCCCAGAGCAUGUAUGUAAAUACGCUCUGCGACUGGUCCGCGCCACGCGCGUCAACGAGUCGGACGCAUCGGGAAUCCCAGACAUGGUCCGCGACUAUGUGUCGUGGGGUGCUGGUCCUCGCGCCAGCGAAGCGCUUGUCCACGCCGCUAAGGCGCACGCGAUGCUUGUUGGGGAUGGAUUGGUGAGUGUUGAGACGAUCCGCGCGAUCGCGCAUCCAGUGCUGCGCCAUCGCAUCGUGCUCAACUUCAAUGCACAAGCGGAUCAGGUAUCGACGGAGGAUGUGAUCGACAAUCUCCUCCAACUCGUCCCAGCGGACGGGCUUGAUGACCAUUCCCGCGAUGCGCUGCGGAGUGUCAAUGGAUACCUGGAGGUCCGAUUGCUCUCGCAAACCACUGAAUACGCAUUGCGUGCGACCAUCUGUCUGGCAUAUCGCCCUGAUGGUUUGGUGUCCACAUCGGAACUCGCGGAGAUGACGAAGGUUCCGAUGAACUACCUCGCAAAGGUGCUCCAGCUCCUUGCACGCUCGGAAAUCGUCACAGGCCGGCGCGGCGUUGGUGGGGGAUAUCGGCUCUCGCGUCCCGCGAGCGAGGUCAGCAUGCUCGAUGUGAUCAACGCGAUCGAUCCGAUCAAUCGAAUCAAGAGCUGCCCGCUCGAUCUCAAGAACCACACCUCGGCGCUGUGUCCGCUGCACCGCAAACUCGAUGAAGCGAUCGACAUGCUCAUCAAACAGUUCUCCGGCGUCUCCAUGGCGGAUCUGAUCAGCGAUCUGGGAGGGACGAUGCCGCUCUGUGAUGAGAAGAUGACCGCCGUCGUCGAUUUGCACCGCCUUGAGCUCCAGCGCCGCGCCAAUCGCGACGACAUCGCCGCGCUCGGUCUGCUUCCCUAUGGACAGCGGACCGAUGAUCUGAUGAAUCUUGAGCAGGCGCACAGCGCGUAUGACGAAGCCGCGGAUCAAGCGAACAAAGACGCGAACCAGGCGCGCAAGCAAGCGAAGCGCGACAAUCCCGAUAUCAGCGAGAGCGAUCUCCCAGAACUCGUCGAUGAUCGUCCACGCGUCAAAGUCGCGGGACGCGUCGUGCUCGCGCGCGACAACGGCAAACUCGUUUGGCUCAACCUCCGCGAUCACUCGCGCGACGCGUUUCAGAUCGCGGUGUCCAAGCGUGACUGUGACGAGCAAGGAUUCGGACUCGCGAAGAAGCUCGAUCUCGGAGACAUCGUUAUCGCUGAGGGACCGCUCACGAUGACCAAUACUGGAGAGGUCACCUGCUGGGCCGAUACGCUCGUCCCGGCGAGUAAGUGUCUCGUCCCUCCUCCAGAAAAACACGCUGGACUCACUGAUACGGAGAUGCGCUAUCGACAGCGCUAUCUGGAUAUGUGGGUCAAUCCAGAAACCACACGCGUCUUCAUGCUCCGCGGCGAGCUGAUGAAAGCACUCCGCAGCAACCUCGAUCGACUCGGAUUUGUCGAGGUCGAUACGCCUGUGCUCCAGACACAAGCCGGAGGAGCCGCGGCGCGUCCAUUCUUCACGCACAUGAACGCGCUGGACAUCCCGCUCUCGCUCCGCAUCGCGCCGGAGCUGUACCUCAAGCGAUUGCUUGUAGGCGGGAUGCCUCGCGUGUUCGAGGUCAGCCGAAACUUUCGCAAUGAGGGGCUCGACAAGUCGCACAAUCCUGAGUUCACGAGUCUCGAGCUCUACCAAGCGUUUGGCAACUACGAAACAAUGCGCGAGAUCGCGGAGGGUUUGGUGCGUGAGAUGGCGCAGACCGCCGCACAAGCGACCGGAAGCAGCGUCGACUCGAUGCCGUUCGGUGAUCUGAACAUCAACUAUGAAGCACCGUUCGAGCGUGUGACCUACAAAGCACUCUUCAAGAAUGCGCUGGGAUUCGAGUUCGAUGAUCUGGAUCGCGCUCGCGCGGAAGCAACCAAGCGCGGAUUCAAAACCAAGAGCGAAGACGGCACCCCGAUCGCAGACAUUUUCGUGGUCAACGAACUGUUCGAGGAAGUCGCGGAAGCGACGAUUGAUCCGAGCAAGCCGACCUUCGUGUUGGAUUACCCCGCGGCACUCUCGCCACUCACGCGACCCAAAGCGGACACGAUGGAUGACACGAUUCCGCUCGCCGAGCGUUGGGACCUGUUCAUUGGUGGUAUGGAGAUCGGUCCAGCGUACACCGAACUCAAUGAUCCAGACAUCCAGGAAGCGAAGUUCCGCGAGCAACUCGCGGGAGUGGAUGACGAGGAAUCCACAUUCCGUAACUUCGACGAGGACUUCAUCAACGCGCUCAAAGUCGGGAUGCCUCCAGCGGGAGGUCUCGGACUCGGGAUUGAUCGUUUGGUGAUGCUGCUGAGCAACUCGCGCACGAUCCGCGAUGUGCUCCCGUUCCCGAUGAUGCGUCCACGCGCGGAUUGA